AUGGGUUUCGGCUCCAAAUGGAGGACUUGGGUGAAAACUUGCAUUUCCACUACUUCCUUUGCAGUGAUUGUGAAUGGAGGGCCAUCUGAAUUUUUCUCUGCUUCUUGUGGGUUACGGCAAGGGGACCCUCUCUCCUCGUUACUAUUUAUUAUUGCAAUGGAGACUCUAAAUGGUUUGCUGUGCAAGGCCAAAGGACUGGAUUUAUUGAAAGACGUUAAGGUUGGGAAAAGAUUGAAUGUUCUUGAUGUUACACACCUGUUCUUUGCUGAUGACACCCUCAUAUUUGCCCGGAUACCAAAAACCUCUUAUAUCUGCGAUGCAUUCUCCACUGUUUUCAAAACUUUUUCUGAAUUGAAAAUUAAUCUGUUAAAAUCUGAAUUGGCUAGGACUGGUGGUGAGGGGGAUGGUAGCAACUAUGCUAAGGUGCUGGGUUGCAAAUUGGUGAUGUUCCCUUUGAAAUAUCUAGGGGUACCAUUGGGUGCAAAAUUUAAAGACAAGUGCACUUGGGAACCGGUUAUUGAAUUGUUUGAAAAUAGACUUGCAAGGUGGAAGAAGAAUUUUCUUUCCAAGAGGGGGCGUCUCACUUUAAUAAACAGCACGUUGGCCAACCUUCCCAUCUACUACCUUUCGACCCUUACAAUCCCUAAAGAAAUUGCGAAGAAACUAGAAACAAUUCAACGUAAUUUUCUUUGGGGUGAUGAUGAGGGGCAUAAGAAGUAUCACUUGGUUAGUUGGGAAGAGAUAAAAAAACCGGUUCUUAGGGGUGGUUUGGGCAUAAGAUCUCUUGUCUACUUGAACAUGGCUCUUCAAGGAAAAUGGCUUUGGAAAUUUUUGACAGAGGAGGACAAAAUAUGGAGGAAAAUUGUGUUUGUUCGUUGGGGUGGACCGGAUUCAGUUGGGGCUGGGGCUGGCUACAGGCCACAUGGGCAUGGAUUGUAG
Molecule: messenger RNA, 939 nt
Organism: Carica papaya (papaya)
Lineage: Eukaryota; Viridiplantae; Streptophyta; Magnoliopsida; Brassicales; Caricaceae
Source: RefSeq, a predicted model, not a curated record